AAAAGGUGACAUCUCAGAAAAAAAAAAGAGUCCACAGAGACAAUUAAAACAUCUUUAGAAAACAAUAUUCCUGUCCGCCUUCCAAACAAUCCUCACGCCAAGCUCUAUUACCAUGCCUUCAGCAGACAAGGUCACUGUGCUCUACGUGCUCGAUGUCAAAGAUGCCAAAGACGACGACAAGCUGGACGUAUCCGGUCGUGUGGCAGUCGGAUCCGUCGUCAAGGGUGGAUUGCAGACAUUGAUUGAGCAUCAAGAGAGACCGGAUGGUAUCGAAGUCAUAUCCGAAGGCGAUGGACACCUCAUCUGGACACAAAUGGGAAUCCCCAACAAAAACGAUGGCCACAUCCAAUGCUCGGAUCUCGACGGGAAAAACAUUCGAGACGUCUACGCUCCAGGAGAAAUCCACACGCCGAAACAGUGCAGCGUGGACGUGAUCAACCACAAAUUCUACGUCUGCGACCGCGAGGGCAUGCGCGUCCAUCGCUCCAAUCUCGACGGCAGCGAAAAAGAAGUCCUAAUUCGUCGCGGAGACUACAACAACCCGGAGCACGUCUCCGACAAAACCCGCCAUUGCGUCGGCAUCUGCGUGGAUCAGAAACGCGGCAAAUUCUACUGGACGCAAAAGGGUACGAGCAAGGGCGGCAAAGGCUUCAUCUAUCGCGCCAACAUUACCAUGCCUCCGGGAAAAAAUGCCGACACGCGAGAUGAUAUUGAGACAUUAUUCCGCAACCUUCCCGAGCCGAUUGAUCUGGAAAUUAAUCCCGAGACGCAGACGCUGUAUUGGACGGAUCGAGGCGCGGAACCCAAGGGGAAUACGUUGAACAAGGCGGAUAUUUCGGGUGAUUUCUCGUCUUCGACGGAAAAUCGGGAUUAUCAGGUGUUGGGAGAGCAUUUGCAUGAGGCGAUUGGUCUCAAGGUUGAUGAGGUGAAUAAACAUAUCUAUGUUUCGGAUCUGGGAGGGAGUAUAUACCGAUAUGGGUUGGAAGGCGGGAAACCGGAGAAUUUGUUUGAGGGAGAGGGUGUCUAUACGGGUCUUGCAUUGGCUCGGUUGGAGAAGAGUCGGGCAAAGGCAAUGUUUGGAUUCGAUGCGUGAGAUGGAUGGAUGGAAUAGUAGCAAGCAGUAAGAAAAUGAAAAACUUACAGGAA
Molecule: messenger RNA, 1146 nt
Organism: Sphaerulina musiva SO2202
Lineage: Eukaryota; Fungi; Ascomycota; Dothideomycetes; Mycosphaerellales; Mycosphaerellaceae
Product: YWTD domain-containing protein
Exons: 1
Coding region: 113-1093 (326 amino acids)
Source: RefSeq, a predicted model, not a curated record